CUUCUCUCCUUUCUCCACCAUUUCUGUGGUCCCCCCAAAACCGACUACUUGUCAACUUGAUGAAACUGCCCUCCGUUUGCCGCUGCAGAUGACAAAGAGGACACCUACCAGUGCUUCCAGUACAAGCAGCGACACACAUCCAGAGGGAAGGCCUACUUCAACGCAGUGCUGGUGGUGCUGUUCUGGCUCGUCUUCAUCAUGCUCGUGGUCUCCUAUGCAAAGAUCGCCUCUCAGUUGCUGAGGGUGUCUCGGGACAAACCGGACCUUCCCAACGCGCAGAAAUAUGAACGCACUGCCAAGAAAUCUUUCUUCGUUCUCUUUCUGUUCACCGUGUGUUUCGGACCCUACCACGCCUUUCGGCCCAUCUACAUCCUCUCGCAGCUAAGCGGAGAGGUCUCGUGCGACUACUUGCAGCUGAUGGACCACACCAAUGAGGUGAUGCUGUUAUUCUCUGCCUUCAAUAGUUGUUUGGAUCCGGUCAUGUACUUUCUGUUAUCUGGCUCGGUGCGCAAAAUCACACUGCAGGCGCUUGGGCAUCGAUUUGGAAACAGGCUCUUCCUCCAUGAUGCAACGUCCAACAGCUCGACAACGGAGUUCAGACGGCCGAGUGUGCCUAUGGGGUUACCAAAACCUGAACUAAACAUCCCUUCCACCUCACCGAGAGCCAGCAUCUGUGUCAACAACUCCACCUUCUACCACACAGGAGAGACUAUGCUUCCACCUACUGGCCAAAACUGAUCACAAGUUUGAACAGCAGAGAAAUAAACACCUUAUUUUUCUGACAUUGGUUGGACUGAAAAAAUUAGCAAAGCAUAAAGACUGAGAAAUUAAAUUCUGCUUUAACGCCUGAAAGAGACUGACAAUACUCUAUGAGUAGAGGCACUGCAGUGAACACUUUAACCAAAGUUUUUCCUAGUAAUGCAUGUUAUGUUUAUUUUCUAUCAAGCAAUGAUGUAAUGUCUCUAAAAAUAUAAAUAUGUAUAAUUAUAAUAAUGGAUUUAGUAUACCUGGAGACAAAUGUUAAAGCAAACACUUCUCAAAUGCUUUCUUGUUGAAAAAAUAAAA
Paralichthys olivaceus (Japanese flounder) is the source of this 1065-nucleotide messenger RNA. The record is from RefSeq and is a predicted model, not a curated record. NCBI's taxonomy places the organism in Eukaryota, Metazoa, Chordata, Actinopteri, Pleuronectiformes, Paralichthyidae.